CUGGACCUAAACACAGUAAACCGACACCUCUCUCUGUCUGAGGAGAACAGAAAGGUGACAUGGAGGAUAGAGGAGCAGCCGUAUCCUGAUCACCCAGAGAGAUUUGAGGACUGUGGACAGGUGCUGUGUAGAGAGGGUCUGACUGGGCGCUGUUACUGGGAGGUAGAGUGGAGUGGGAGAGAGGCUGGAAUAGGAGUGACAUAUAAAGGAAUCAACAGGAGAGGAGGGUGUGAUGACUGCUGUCUUGGAUACAAUGACAAGUCCUGGAGUCUGGACUGCUCUGACAACCGUUACACUGUCUGGCACAAUAAUAAUGCCACUACCAUAUACGUCCCCUCCUCCAGCUCCCACAGAGUAGGAGUGUAUCUGGACUGGCCAGCCGGCACUCUGUCCUUCUAUAGAGCCUCCUCUGACACACUGACCCACCUGAUCACAUUCACCUCCACAUUCACUGAGCCCCUCUAUCCAGGGUUUAGGCUUUGGGAAGACUACUUUGGGGUUUGGGGUGACGUCUCCGUGUCCCUGUGAAAAAUACCUUAACCACACACACACACCCACACACACUGGACACACACACUGGACACAGACACUGACACACACACACACGCUGGACAUACACACACACUGGACACUCACACACAUUCUGAACAC
This is a messenger RNA of Salmo salar (Atlantic salmon), 651 nucleotides long. Lineage: Eukaryota; Metazoa; Chordata; Actinopteri; Salmoniformes; Salmonidae. The record is from RefSeq and is a predicted model, not a curated record.